AUGGCGUACGAACACGAGCGGCGUGUCGCAGAGCUCGCCGUGCAGCGAGCAACUCUGCUUACCAAAAAGGUGUUCCACGAGAAAGCCAAGGGUGAGUUGGCCAAGGACGACAAAUCUCCCGUCACCAAGGGCGAUUUUGGCGCUCAGGCCUUGAUCAUCCAGGCCAUUCUGAAAAAUUUCCCUCAGGACCAGAUUGUCGCGGAGGAGGAGUCGAGCUCCCUGCGGCAAGACGCCCCGCUCCGCUCGGAGAUCUGGGAUCUGGUCAAGGACAUCCGGCUGGAGGACAAGGCCAGUGAUGAGCUGCUCGGGGGUCCAUUGCCCAGCGAGGAGGCCAUGCUCGAUAUCAUUGACCAUGGGAACUCAGCCGGUGGAGCGAAGGGACGGAUCUGGGCGUUGGACCCCAUUGACGGCACCAAGGGCUUCCUGAGAGGCGGUCAAUAUGCCGUGUGUCUCGCCUUGAUCGAAGAUGGCGAUGUCAAGGUGGGAGUGAUUGGAUGUCCAAAUCUGCCCGUCGAUGAUUCUGCGUCCCUUACGGCCGACAUUGGCAGCCAGCAGACCGACGGUGCCGGGAAAGGUGUCCUUAUAUCUGCGGUGAAAGGGGAGGGAGCAGUCAGCCGCCCCCUCACCAACGCCGGGCUCGCCCAAAGCAAAGCCAUCUCUAUGCGCCCGGUGCCCGACAUCUCCCAGGCAGUCUUCUGCGAAGGCGUGGAAGCGGCUCACUCAAACCAAGAUGAUAACGCAGCAGUUGCGAAACGUCUUGGUAUCACCUCCCCCAGCGUGCGACUGGACUCGCAGGCGAAGUACUGCUCGAUUGCGCGGGGUGCGGGUGACAUCUAUCUGCGACUGCCAGUCCGGAAAGACUACCAAGAAAAGAUCUGGGACCACGCUGCUGGAGACCUGAUCGUCCGUGAGGCUGGAGGCCAAGUGACCGACAUCUACGGCAAGCGGCUGGAUUUCAGCAAAGGCAGGACCUUAUCUGACAACAAGGGAGUAGUUGCGGCGCCUGCAGCCCUUCAGGAUAAAGUCAUCGACGCAGUCCAGGCAGUUUUGAAUCUGAAAUAG
Molecule: messenger RNA, 1062 nt
Organism: Rasamsonia emersonii CBS 393.64
Lineage: Eukaryota; Fungi; Ascomycota; Eurotiomycetes; Eurotiales; Trichocomaceae
Product: 3'(2'),5'-bisphosphate nucleotidase
Exons: 1
Coding region: 1-1062 (353 amino acids)
Biological process (GO): phosphatidylinositol phosphate biosynthetic process; sulfate assimilation
Molecular function (GO): 3'(2'),5'-bisphosphate nucleotidase activity
Source: RefSeq, a predicted model, not a curated record